Molecule: messenger RNA, 1705 nt
Organism: Brachypodium distachyon (stiff brome)
Lineage: Eukaryota; Viridiplantae; Streptophyta; Magnoliopsida; Poales; Poaceae
Exons: 9
Coding region: 79-1398 (439 amino acids)
Source: RefSeq, a predicted model, not a curated record
GAUCGACCGGUAGGUAGCUGGUAAGUUGUACGCACGCGGCCUCGCACUCCACCAAAGCUCCCGAAUCCCAAGUCCCCAAUGGCCUGCCUUUUUCGAGCCCAUCCUUCGGCUUCGCGCCACGUACGUCCGUCCACCGCGACAGCUCCAUCAUCCAUGGCGGCGGCGGCAGCAGCAGCGACGAUGAUGUUCCGCUUCGUCGUCCUCCUCGCGCUCUGCUCCGUCGCGUUCGUGGCGCUGCUGCGGGGUUCCUACGGCCCGGAGGAGCUUGUCGCCGGCCCGGGCUUCUCGAGGCUCCUGCGGGUGAGCUCCCUCUUCGUGCAGGACAUCACGGUGAGGACGGAUGAAGAAGAAGAAGGAGAAGGGCCCGGGGGAGAGAAGAAUGGGCUCGUGCUCUACGGGCUGGCCGGGGCGCCGCGCCUCCUCGGCGCGCCGGCCGCGUCGUGGACGACAAUGCGGGCUCGCCGCAUCUUCGUCGUGCCAGCUAACUCUCACAGGGAACGGGUUUAUUUCCUGAACGAAGGGAGUCAAAUCCAAGUCGAUUACAGUGUCGACACUGGAGCUGAACUGAUCUAUCCACUUCACAUCAUCAUUGCACAAGGGAAGGAAAGAUUCACGGAAUGGACAGCCAAUCUAUCAGUUCAUAACGCCACGUUAUCAUGGCGCAUUGUGCACGGAAUCGGAACAGUUAAGCAGUCGAUCGUUUCCUCUAGCGACUACUACUACGUCGCCGUGGGCAACUUGAACGACCAAAACACAACGGUGACGCUGGAUUUCAGGAUCAGGGCCGCGUUCUACGACACCACGGGAGCAGACUACGCGUGCUCGCCGGCGCCCGACUCCCCUUGCACAUACAGGUUACCCAUUCUGGGACACAACGCCGUGGUCCUGUCAUCUGGUAGUACCGUCAAACAGAGACCGGAUUCUGACGACGAACAGCAAGUGAAAGUGAAGCUGUCGUACGGGCCGCGCUGGAUAGUGUUCGUCACCGGAUCAACGAUCCUGGCGGUCAUCCUGCUGCUGCUGUACGAGGUGAUGAGCGCGCUGUUGGGUUGCUGCAACGCCGGCGGUACUACUUCCGGCGGCGGCGGGGACGACCAGAGGAGGACGUCGCUGCUGGCGGCGGGGAGCAAGGAAGGGGAGGAGGCGAGCUUGGGCUCGUCCUAUGACUCCGUCUCCGACGACGGCGGCGAGGACGUAGAGGGAGGAGGAAAUUACGACGAGGAGGGGCGGCGGCUGUGCGUUGUCUGCUGCGACGCACGCAAGGACUGCUUCUUCCUCCCUUGCGGCCACUCCGCCACCUGCCACGCGUGCGGCACCAGGGUUCUGGAAGAGGGAGAUGGAAGCUGCCCGUUCUGCCGGAGGAAGCUCAAGAAAGUGAGGAGGAUCUUCGCCGUAUGAAUAUGAUGGUCGCAUGGCCGGCCGGCUGCCCUGCUCCGGUGAUGAUCUCUGCGGAGUGACCAUUGCCCGGAUUUGGAUGAACAGCUAUUUUGGAUGACUGUGAGAGCCAAAAAGGAAGCGACUCAACGUUUUGAAAAUUAGUAUCGCCCACCGUGGGGCUCGAACCCACGACCACAAGGUUAAGAGCCUUGCGCUCUACCAACUGAGCUAGACGGGCUUGGCGAAAGGAAAUGAAAUGAUAACUAUAUCACUAUUGUACAAUGUUCACGUUGAACAUAUUAAGUGUACUUCUUGGAGAUGUAGGAAC